Messenger RNA from Nannospalax galili (Upper Galilee mountains blind mole rat), 1719 nucleotides. RefSeq names its product cocaine esterase-like. Gene Ontology annotation, molecular function: carboxylic ester hydrolase activity. The record is from RefSeq and is a predicted model, not a curated record. Gene Ontology annotation, cellular component: intracellular membrane-bounded organelle. NCBI's taxonomy places the organism in Eukaryota, Metazoa, Chordata, Mammalia, Rodentia, Spalacidae.
AUGGCAGUAGAACUUGGCAUCAUCCAUGGGAUUCUAGCUUUGCAGGCAUGCAGAAUGCAAGAGUUACAGAGUCAUAGGGGCUUCACCAAGGUUCUAGAAAAAGCCUGUGUGGUCAUACAGCUAGAAUCCAUCAGGACCACAUACAUAGGGCAGGUGCAAGGCAGCCUCAUCCAUGUAAAAGGCACUGAUGUAGGAGUCCACACCUUCCUGGGAAUUCCCUUUGCCAAGCCACCUCUUGGACUGCUGCAGUUUGCACCCCCUGAACCUCCUGAACCAUGGAAUGGUGUAAAGGAUGCGACCUCCCAUCCAUUUGACUACUGCACAGAUGCUAGAAUAACUGCCAUUGUCACUAGGUGUCUGCAGAAUGCUGAUAAAAUGAAUGAUCUGGUCGUGGCCCUGUUGAAUCUGACCCCACCUUCUGUCUCCAUGUCUGAGGACUGCCUGUGUCUCAGCAUCUACGCACCUGCACAUGACCAUGAGGGCUCCAACCUGCCAGUGAUGGUAUGGAUCCACGGUGGUGCACUUGUUGUAAGCAUGGCUUCCUUAUAUGGUGGAUCCAUCCUGGCCACCAGUGAGAAUGUGGUGGUGGUCACCAUCCAGUACCGCCUUGGUGUCCUGGGUUUCUUCAGCACUGGAGACCAGCAGGCCAGAGGCAACUGGGGCUACCUGGACCAAGUGGCUGCCCUACGCUGGGUCCAGCAGAAUAUCAUUUACUUUGGAGGCAACCCUGACCAUGUCACUAUUUUUGGCAAGUCAGCGGGUGGCACAAGUGUAUCUUCACAUGUUGUGUCCCCUCUGUCCCAAAGACUCUUCUACGGUGCCAUCAUGGAGAGUGGGGUGGCUGUGCUGCCUAACCUCAUCUCCAACACUUCUGAGACAGUGUCCAGCUUGUCUGGAUGUGAGAAGGUGGACUCAGGGGCCCUGGUGAAGUGCCUGAGGGGCAAGAGAGAAGAGGAAAUACUAGCUAUUAACAAGGCUUUCACAACUAUCCCUGGUGUGGAUGGAGCCUUUCUUCCCAGACACCCCCAGGAGCUGUUAACCUCUGCUGAUUUUCACCCUGUCACCGGCAUCAUUGGUGUCAACAAUGAUGAAUUUGGCAGGUUUCUUCCCACAGGUAUGAAUAUAUCUGACAUCACUAAGGAAACGGACAGAGAGACCUUGCAGGCUUAUCUGCAGAAUUCCUCAGCACAGUUGACGUUGCCUCCAGAGUUUGGGGAAGAAGAAUACAUGGGAGACACAGAGGAUCCUAAGACCCUCCAAGCUCAAUUCCUUGAGAUGAUGGCAGAUACCAUCUUUGUGAUCCCUGCACUACCAGCACAUUUUCAACGUUCCCAAGCACCUGUCUACUUUUAUGAGUUCCAGCAUCAGCCCAACGUUUUCAAGGAUAUCAAGCCACACGUGAAGGCUGACCAUGGCAAUGAGCUUCCCUUUGUCUUUGGAUCCUUCUGCGGCAGCAAGAUUGACCUCACUGAGUAAGAAGAGCUACUGAGCAGGAAGGUAAUGAAAUACUGGGCCAACUUUGCCCAAAAUGGGAACCCUAACAGCAAGGACCUGCCCCACUGGCCUAUGUUUGAUCAGGAUGAACAGUACCUGCAGCUGGACAUCUACCCUGCUGUGGGCCGUGCCCUGAAGGCCCACAGGUUUCAGUUCUGGACCAAGAUCCUACCCCAGAAGAUCCAGGAGCUAAAGAACAUUGAGAACAAACAUACAGAGCUGUAA